Molecule: messenger RNA, 448 nt
Organism: Coregonus clupeaformis (lake whitefish)
Lineage: Eukaryota; Metazoa; Chordata; Actinopteri; Salmoniformes; Salmonidae
Product: NADH dehydrogenase [ubiquinone] 1 alpha subcomplex subunit 3
Exons: 4
Coding region: 59-340 (93 amino acids)
Cellular component (GO): mitochondrial inner membrane
Source: RefSeq, a predicted model, not a curated record
UGAAAAGGGCCUACUGGCGCAACAAUUAUACGACAUUAUGUAGACUACAACAGUUCCCAUGUUCCCCAGCCAAACUACAAAGAGCAACAUGGCAGGAAUUGGAGCCUUCCUGAAGAAUGCGUGGAAUAAGGAGCCAGUGGUAUUGGCCGCUUGCGCAAUUGGACUUCUUGCCGUCACUGUUCCAUUAGUGAGUCCCUUCACGAAGUACUCAGGAAUGAUGAAUGCAGCUGUGCCAUACAACUAUCCAGUCCCUGUGCGAAACAAUGGCAAGAUGGACGAUGUCCCCAGCCACCCUAGUGACCCUAAAGGACCAAACCUGGACUGGAUUAAAAGCCUGUAACCGUCCACAUUCCCGUCCCUGUACAGACCACAGCCCGAUGUUCGGUCUCUCUGUGUCUGCUUCUCAGUAGAUUACCCUCAAUAAAGAUGCUUUAUUUAUUACCACCAA